GAGGAUGAACGGCGGGGAGAGCGCGCUGCUGCGGUCCGCGCGGCAGAGCAUCAUCUCGUGCAACGAGCCGAACUGCACGGCGCGAGGAACAGACACCCUGGAGCUGUCAGCAGCAUCCGCGUGGAGCGCCAACGGUUCGGCUGUGGAUGCUUACCGGCUCUUGAAGCUCCAUCUUCCCGCCUCAGCUGCCCCGACGGUGGCAAUGGCGGCCGAGGCCCCUAAUCCCUUCCCCACAGUGGAUGUGCCCGACCAUGCCCAUUACACCAUCGGAUCUGUUAUUCUUGCCAUCGGCAUCACGGGCAUGGUCGGCAACUUCCUGGUCAUAUACGCCUUCUGCAAGAGUCGCAGCCUGCGGACGCCGGCAAACAUGUUCAUCAUUAACCUGGCAGUCACAGACCUGCUGAUGUGUGUCACCCAGUCACCCAUCUUCUUCACUACCAGCAUGCACAAGAGGUGGAUCUUUGGAGAGAAAGGUUGCGAGCUUUAUGCGUUCUGUGGCGCUCUCUUCGGGAUCUGCUCCAUGAUCACGCUGAUGGUGAUCGCCAUAGACCGUUACUUCGUGAUCACGCGACCUCUGACCUCCAUCGGCAAGUUGUCAAGGAAACGGGCUUUACUCAUCCUCCUUGCAGCCUGGACCUACUCUCUGGGCUGGAGCCUGCCGCCCUUCUUCGGCUGGAGUGCUUAUGUCCCAGAGGGCCUGCUGACUUCCUGUACGUGGGACUACAUGACCUUCACCCCGUCAGUGCGAGCGUACACCAUGCUGCUCUGCAUCUUCGUCUUCUUCUUGCCGCUCUUCAUCAUCAUCUACUGCUAUGUUUUCAUCUUCCGCGCCAUCCGCAACACCAACCAGGCUGUGGGCAAAAUGAACGGCAGCAUUCACGGUCAAGGCAGCUCACGUGACUCUGUGAAGAACUUCCACCGUCUGCAGAACGAGUGGAAGAUGGCCAAGAUCGCUCUGAUCGUCAUCCUGCUCUACGUCAUCUCCUGGUCACCAUAUUCCAGUGUUGCUCUCACCGCCUUUGCUGGGUAUGCAGACAUGUUGACCCCCUACAUGAACUCUGUGCCUGCCGUCAUCGCCAAGGCUUCAGCCAUCCAUAACCCCAUCAUCUACGCCAUCACACACCCAAAAUACAGGUUAGCAUUAGCCAAGUACAUCCCCUGUCUCGGGGUCCUGCUCUGUGUUCAUCCUCGUGACCUCCGCUCCGCCAGCAGCAGCUUCAUGUCAACACGUCGCUCCACUGUAACGAGCCAGACCUCCGACAUCAGCAGCCAGUUCAGGAGGCAGAGCAACAACAAGUCCCGCCUCUCCUCUGCCUCUGAUAGUGAAUCAGGUAUGACAGACACUGAGGCUGAUCUGCCUAGUAUGGGCUCCAGACCUGCCAGCCGUCAGGUUUCCUGUGACAUCAGCAGAGACACGGCUGAGCUCGACUUCAAACCCUCCUCCAGCUUCAAGUCAAAGAUAAAGAGCCAUGACUCGGGCAUCUUUGAAAAGACAUCUUAUGACACAGAUUUCUCCAUUGUUGGAGUCAGUGAACGCGGCAGCAUCCCUAAUAGCGGGGACUUUGGAGAAGCACAUAUGAUGAGGGGCGCAAUCGGUCGAAUCCCAAGCAUCGUCAUCACCUCUGAGACCAGCCCCUUCCUCCCCAAUGGACGGAAAGGUUCCAAGACAGCCUACAACAACACAAAGGGGGGGUCUGGAUAGAAACCCCUCCCCCUUCCAGCUGAUCACCUGCAGCCAUGUGACCAUCUUAUGGAGUGACUGAUUUAGAAAUAGUUUUCUUCUAAAACUCAGAAACAAAAAUGCCAUUAGAGAAUGUCAUUGCAUUUGAAAUUUAAACAUCAUACUGUAUACUGUCCUGUUUCAAAUUAGUGCACUGAGUGUAAAGCAGGUUAUUCCUUAAAAUGCAGUGAGUCAUUGGUAAAAGUUAAAAAAAUCACCUGAUAUUAUUGAUUUACAAAAAAAAGAUGAUUUAGUCCAGACAAGAGAUGUAACAAGUCCAAUAGGUACAAAACACCUGUGUGACAGUGUAAUCACUUUUAGACAUGGAAUCAGAAGACCGUAUAAUAUGUGAUGUUUCUGAAUAGUGAUGCAGCCAAACAAUCAUCUGUGUGGACUUCUGCGGCUCCUGCCUUUUUCCCUGAGUCAGAUGCAAACAGAUACCAGGUUUUAAAUUUGUCCCUUAUUGUUGUGUUUUUUACAUCAUGUGACUUCCUCUGAGACAGCAAACCAUCCUAAGCCUGGCAGAGCUUUUUUUUUUUUUCGAGGGACAGUAAAGUAUUGAUAUGUAUUGGACACACAAUGCGACUUUUAUACAAAAGCUGUGUUGCUGUUUGUGUUUUUUUGUCGUGUGUUGCUUCUUAUUAUUUUUGCUGUGAUUUCCAACUUAGUCUUCUGCAGAAAUCAUAUGGCACAAAGUUUUACUGGUUCACAGCGAGUCAACUGAGACAUUGCAUAAGUUGCAAGUUAAAACAAAAAAGGCCUGCCAAUUGACAGCUGUAAAAACCCCUCUAUAAAACUAAACCUACAAGAACAGGAGUUCAAGGAAUGCAUUGUGUGUUUCUCUUAUCAAGCAAAAGCUGAUGGCUAGCUUACAGUAACCUUUACCCUCCAAUACUUCUAAGCCAUGUACAUUUUAUCCUAGAUUUUAGUGUUUCGUUACAAAUGAUCUAUUAAUUUCUGUGUUGGUGAACUUCCAGGAGUGAAGGCAAACAUUAGCGGAUUCAUCCUGUUUUGUGAGAUCAAGGGGUGUUUAUUUUUCAGCUAUCCAAACCAAACUCAUUAUCCAAGAAAGCAUUCUGUUUGACACAGCUUCAGUUCUUGUAAUAAAAGCAUAAAAUCAAUUCAUCUAUUAAUUUAUACAAACAAUAUGGUAUAAAUCUAACCUGUCUCACUUGUUUGUAUAAGCGUAGCAGAAAGAAAGUUAUGCAGUUCCAAUUUCACACAUGACUUCAUGUAAUUUGCAGACAAUCAGGUCCUUACAAUGUCCAAACUUUUCAAACAUCCAGACGUUUUUUUAACAUGUAGCCCACCCAGAUAGUUCAUGGAUAUUUGCAGGACUGCAGUGCAUGUGGGAAAGGGACUUAAGAAAGGACAAACCGCAAACUCUGCUUAGGAACGUUAAUGAAAUGUACUUUGUUGUUUACCCAUUAAUCCUAUCGUCAUUGACUCACCAGUGCUAGAUCCAAGAGCUAAGGUAUGAAGUCGUUGUAAAGUAACUGUGUCAUAUUUUGAGGAUUCCUCUGUUGGUCGUAGGAAAUAUACUUCAACCUCACAGUUUCCCUCUUCUUCCAGUUUUUAGUGCUGUGCUAGGCCAAUUACAUUCAUCAGUAUGCCUGAACUGUAUACACAGAGAAACAUUUAAUUUCCACAGCAUUUACAUUUUCAAUUAUGUCAGGUUAUGAAAAAAAUUUAUAGGAUCUUAAAUGUCAGACUGAAAUGAAUUCAAUGCUCCCUCUCUCAUUUAACCCUGAAAGCCGCGAGGCCUGCAACAGCACUUUUACAAAGAAACAAGUUUUGGUUUUGUUUGGUUUUGAAGAGAUUUCCUGCUUUUAGGUGUUUUCAGUUUGGGUUUUUCAUUUGUUUGUGUUUCUUUUUUUUGACUGCAUAUUUAAAGUGUAUAUUUUGCUGAAGGGUAGUGUAGUGAAAUGUGACAAUGAUGUUGUUUGUGUUUGUAAGGGGGGUAUAAAGGGACAUGGAUGUUGAUUGUAAUCCAGCGCUUGAGAAGCCAAUCUAACCUGUUGGUCUGUGAGAAGUGUUCUGUACCUUUCUCAAGAGUCCUGAAUGCUCUUUUACAAUAAUACAAAUAUGACAUCUCGUGACAGGUUUUCCAUGCUGGGAGGAAAGUUUCCAUCAUUUCUACCAAGAUAAAAAAUGGAAGGCAACUUGAAAAGAGAUUAGGAUUAGAAACUAAGAUAACCACUGCAGCAGCUCAACUGAACCAAACUUUUCUUUUAUCCAGUUUAACUGAGCCAUUAGCCAAGUUGAACUAAGCUGAAUAGAUGGUGAGCUAAACCAUUAGCUAAACUUUAUUUAUGUGUAACGAUUGAAACUAUGCUUAAUUGUUAGCUAGCAUCUAUCAAAUGUCAUAGUAGCUGAGCAAAACUAUACCAAAGUGUUUUUGGAUGAAUUAGCCUUUAGAUGGCAUCAAAUUGGUAUCCUGACUAAUUUGAAGGAUUCCCUAAAGCUUACUUAGAUGCUACCCGAAACUGUCAGAUGUUAACUGAAUAAUUAGAGAAAUGAAACUAUGCUAAAUGAUAGCUAACAUUUAUCAACAUGUUCUAGGAGCCAAACUAGUCAUAUCAAAACUUGAGACCAAAAAGUUAUGCUAAACUAAAACUAGUAGAUCAGGCCAUCAGGCCUUCUUUAGCCAAAUUUUUUUUGUCAGCUUUAAUUUAAACUGAACCAAAGCAUUUCAGUUGCUAAUCCAAACUUUACCUAACUUGAAUCCAGUUGUCAGAUGACCCAGUAAAAAAAACAUUCAUGCUACUUUAACAGCUGAGUUUUUGUUAAUAGUUCUUCCUGGCAUCCAAAUGUACAAUAGAAAAGGGCAGCAGUAAAACACAGUGCAUCGCUGCAGUGUUGAAUGAACAGUUAUGGUACUGAAUAGAAAUGCAGGUGUUUGUAUUAUUCAUCUUUGUGUAUUGAAGUGACUUUUCAGAAAGACUGGUGUUUGAAAAUAAGAAGUUGAUUUACUGUAGAUUUGUUAUUUCAGUGUAUCUUUUAUUUAUUUUUCUAAAUAAAGUUCUUCUAUUC
Molecule: messenger RNA, 4753 nt
Organism: Notolabrus celidotus (New Zealand spotty)
Lineage: Eukaryota; Metazoa; Chordata; Actinopteri; Labriformes; Labridae
Gene: opn4a
Product: opsin 4a (melanopsin)
Exons: 11
Coding region: 5-1702 (565 amino acids)
Biological process (GO): visual perception; G protein-coupled receptor signaling pathway
Cellular component (GO): membrane
Molecular function (GO): G protein-coupled receptor activity
Source: RefSeq, a predicted model, not a curated record